Molecule: messenger RNA, 5500 nt
Organism: Oncorhynchus keta (chum salmon)
Lineage: Eukaryota; Metazoa; Chordata; Actinopteri; Salmoniformes; Salmonidae
Product: insulin-like growth factor-binding protein 4
Exons: 4
Coding region: 739-1527 (262 amino acids)
Biological process (GO): regulation of insulin-like growth factor receptor signaling pathway
Cellular component (GO): extracellular region
Molecular function (GO): insulin-like growth factor I binding; insulin-like growth factor II binding
Source: RefSeq, a predicted model, not a curated record
GAGCGCUUUAGCCUGGCAUUUCUUCCCUGUGCCUUUCAGCUCCUCUCCCCCUGAAGAAGGAGGCGUGUCCAUUGGCCAGCAGUAUAAAUUCCAAGAGGAACCACUCGUGUAGAGCCAUUCUCAGGAGCAACCCAUUGCCCUGCACCCCAUAUGGAAGACGAAAUUGCUACUCGACUUGAAAAACUUGAUGCCCCUUCCCUACACCUGGACAUUGGCAAACCACAGACUUUUCUCUUUGCACUAUAAGAGGCUUCAUGGGCUCUGUGUGAAUUCUACUUGAAGGGACAAAGACUCACCUAAAUAGACCAGUGGACAUUUGUUCUACUUCCCAACAAAUAACCACUUUGUGCGACUCAAAGACGUAAAGACUUUCGUCGCAUGGGAGAGCAAGGACUAGAUAUUUAGCAUUCUUUGAUCUACCUGCAUUCCUUUUCUAACCUCCCAAACAUCCUAGGGCUAGGAAAUUGAGCCUAAGAAACGGUGAGGUAAAACAGCGGGGACAUUGUGUUCCAACUCCUGCCAAAACCCCUGCCACCCGAAACACCAACCAGCGGGCAACAUCAAAGACCAAACCCUCCAACCGCCUCCCUCCUCCUCCUUACCCUCCAAAACUAAAGCAGAGACCAAACAGUUGUGGGUGAGAGAGCAGAGAAACAGAAGGAAUACUAACAAACGAACUGCGGGAAAGUGCAAGAGAAAUCGAGGGCAAAGAUUUGAGAUCACGCCUUCGGGACUGCCAUGGUGCGAGGUCGCGGUGCGGCUAUAGCGCCGCCCUGCUGGGGCCUGUGGGCAGUGGGUGCCCUUUCGCUGGCGACCCUGUGUCUGACGGAGGAGGCCAUCCGCUGCCCCGUGUGCUCUGAGGAGCGGCUGGCCAGCUGCCAGCUGCCUGAUGGCAGCUGCGAAGAGACGGUGAGGGAGGCGGGCUGCGGCUGCUGCCCCACCUGCGCCCUGGCCAAGGGGGUGCACUGCGGCGUCUACUCGCCCCGCUGCGGCACGGGGCUCCGUUGCUACCCACCGCGGAACGUGGAGAGGCCCCUCCACUCGCUCAUGCAUGGCCAGGGAGUGUGCAACGACGAGAGGGAUGUGGAAGAGAACUCAGCGAUGGACAGACAGGAUGAGAUCAUCCCUGAGCACCCAAAUAACAGUAACAUCCGCUGCAGUCCCCAGGACAAGCGCUGCAUUCAGAAGACCCUGGCCCGCCACCCCGCCAAAUCCACCAAUCAGAGAAGCAAUAACGCCAGGGAGGAUCCAAAGGCUGCCCUGGCUCCAUGUCGUGCUGAGCUGCAGAGAGCGCUGGACCGACUGGUGUCCAACACUCGCACUCACGAGGAUCUCUACAGCAUCCCCAUACCCAACUGUGACAAGAACGGAGACUUCCAUGCCAAGCAGUGUCAGCCAGCACGUGACGGGCAGCGGGGAAAGUGCUGGUGUGUCGACCAGAAGACGGGCAUGAGGCUGCCGGGGCCCCUGGAGCUGCGGGGGGAACUGGACUGCCACCAGCUAAUGACUGCAACCAUGAGAGAGUGAGGAGGGGACCGGCGGGGGCCCUGGGGGGCCAGGGCUAGGGCUUAGGGCCAGCCAAAUUCUACUGGUGCUGUUUAGUUACAACUAUGGAAGGAAAGGACUUAACCCUAAAGCCCCACUUCACGUGAGGCUAACGGUACUUGCUUGAUAUGAAAAAGAUAAAAAGGAAACCAUAGAAUUUUGUUAUUUUAUUAUUGUUUGUUUCCGUGUGUGAGUGUAUGUCUGUAUGCAUCUUUUUGAGCACAUGUGUGUAUUUUAUGAUUCUGUGAAGUUGGGAAGAUGCUCUUGCUUUAAAUAACAGGUGGCAAACAACAGGCCCCCAAAUAAAAGUGUUGUAAUCAUUCUUCUCAAAACAGGACAACGUUGGUUUUGUAUAGUUCAGUUGAACUCUGAUUUCCAUCUCUUAGCAUCUUUGAAACAAAAAACAUAAAACCUUUUCGCAUGAGUUAAGUGUCCUAACAUGGCUCAACAUCGACCAUUCAGCAGCAGCUGUAGAAAAUAAUGAAUAUUGGGAGUGUGUGUGAGAGAGAGAGAAUUACCAAUUGAUGAUAAGCCGCAGCUUUUCACAACAUUUGGAGACAUGUAGUGAAAAGAGAGAUUACUUUUGAAAGAAUAAACUGUACCUCCAAGAGGAGCCCAGAAUAGAUGUGCUUUACCGCUACCCCCCUCUCGUUCCCUCCUCUCCGCUUCCCUCCAUUCUCUUUGACUGGGAGCUCUCUCUCUCUGGCUUAUUUGUCCAGGGGGACUGGCAUCAUAGCUGGGCUCGGGACUCUGUACACUGCUGAUAGGAUAAUCUUGUUUCUCCAGCUGGGGCUAAAGUGCUAAGACGCCAGUGCUGCUGCUCUCAUGUUUGUAUGAAUAUGCUUCUAUAUACAGGAUUUCUUUCCAACCAAGAGACUGCUUGUUGGCAGUAUUGUGUAGUUUAUAGUGGUGCUAUACACUCAUUGUGCCAAAAAUGUUUUUUUUCUUCCCCCUGUGCUUUUUGAGGGGGAUUGUUUCUUCAGAAGGAGACAGAUACAAACUCCCAGAUGAGGGGGACAAUCUUAGAAUAGCCUACAUGUGUGACUGACCACAAAUACUGUCUAGCUGUCACACAAAUAUCUCCAAGUUUUUAUACUACAUUGAUUAAAUAAAACAUACAACUAAAUACACAGAUAUCAGUGGGAGCAUUACUAUAGUUAACCGCCUGACUGUUUCAUGGACUAAUGUAGAGACUUUGCAUGAUUGUAGCAUGUGUGGCUAGUGAAAACCCCUUACGGCUAUAAGAGAAGAGGACUUAAUGACUGCAUGAUGAAAAAAACACGCUCUAGACAUCCUUUGUAAUUGCUAGCUAGUUGAAAUGUUUGGAGAAACAUCAGAUGUCUAUAUAAUAACAUUAGAAACCUCACAGAGAGGUAGCAUCAUGCUCAUACAUGGACUCCCUCCAGUAUAAAUAAGUGAACACCCUUGACUUUUACUCUGGCAGAGCCAGUUAUCAGGUUUGACAUCAUCGAUGAAGCAGUAUAUGAGCAAAGGAAUCGUUGAUUUGUAUUAUUAUGUUGACAAACUUACUGGUGCAUCAUACUCCUACAUACCUUCCACAUAUACUACGUGGACAAGACUGUUAACAUCCCUACAGCGAUUUGAUUGUAUUGUAUUGCAAAUGGGUGGAAAAGAUCAUGAUUGGUUCCCUCGGAAUAUGAUCUAUGAUGUGAUUGGUUGAUUGACUGACUCAGGCUAAACCUGUGGACCACAGGGAGUACAGGAGAGAAGAAGACCCUUGAAUGCAGGACAGUCUGAUCAGUGAGUUCAGUGAGGUCGGUCGUUUGUCAUUUCUAGAAACGGAUGGUGCACUUAAUCCUCCCCUGAGAGAGUUGGGUUACUAAUUGACUCCAGGAAGGAUUCAUCUCGCCGGGACAUUCAUUAUUGGUGUUAACAGUACACUGGCACAGUUAGCUUCAUGUAGAGGCGAGGGGACAGUGCCGAGGGGGUAAACCAGACGGACGUGGGCAGCAGUUGUCCUGCUUCCUCUUUCAAGAACUGAAAGAAGAGUGCAGAACAGGCUGUCCGAAAACUGACUCCUACAAAUGAUAGGCAGCUCUUUUUGUCAGCAGAGAUGUGAGUAGAUAGACUAGAGGGAGAGGGAAUAGAGACCGUGUGAGUGAUAGAGCGCUAGAGAGUCCAAGCUACAUUGGGAUUGCACUGAUUUGCUCUCACAAAGCCACAUCGUGUCUGAAAGGCACACAACUUUUACCAUUCACUCUUUCUCUCACAUACCCCUCUGGUUUGACAGAGGAGCCUAGAAGUCAUUCAAGGCCUUUCCUCUGGCUGUUAUCCAGAGCAGCAGAACACAUACUGUAGCAAGUCCAACUAAGCCCAACAUAGCAACGCCCUUCAUCAUGGUUGUGCUGUCAUUGCUACCUACCAUGGGUAGUAAAUGUUGGGACAGAAACAUCUUAUUUCAUUAGGCAACAUUGAACAUUCACACCUCCCAGCCUGAGGACAAAGUAGAUAGAACACCAGCUGUAUUACAUUGCCAUUCAGAAUCACAAUAACAAAGACAUUUGGGUCGAUGUGUGACAUGACCUGACAUGAGCCGGGCCAAAGACAAUUAUUGCGGACUUAGCCAAUUGUACUGUAUCUGUAACUUGCUUCCUUGUAAAAAAAUAUAUAUAUAUAUAAUAAAAACACUGCCAAAGUUAUGCAAAGGAUCUAUGGGAUAUUGUAUGUUAAUACUGUUGUAGUUUACCUAGCAGUCCUUCAAUCGAUGACUUAUCUUCUGAACUUAUUACUAACCUGUAGACAUUUACUUAACCUACAUAUGGUAAACUUUGACCAAAACUGUGACCAAACAAACACACAUCCCCGGUGGGCUGGUUGAACCGACAUCCAGUUUUGCCUGCUUCUGGGUCAUUAACCUUGAAACGGAGCCUCUUGAUGAUCACUAAUAGUUCAUAUUAGCUUUUUCUCCAAUAGACAAGUCCCUAAAGUGUAUUUUUGGCUCUCUGAGGCUAUUCAAUGAAACGGGAUGCUCUUACUUUCCGCCACAUUCCACCAUGACAUCCACUAUUCCCCUAGACUACAUAAGAGCAGUUCCACCCCAGCAGCACCCAAUGAAAAGUCCAUCUUCAAAAAGCUGGUCAUAUUUUAAUUGUCAUUGUAAAAAUUCCUUGUUCUUAACCGUUAUCACACAUAAUUUCAACAAAGCUACUGAUGUCAUUCCCAACUAGAAAGACAUAGGAAAUGGUAUUAAGGAAGGAGGAUAUACUGUAGCUGAUGAGUUGAUUGUAUUCCAAACGCAAUGAAGUGACACAAACAAUGAAAGGCAGCCCCAAAGAUGUUAUGAGCGAAGGUAUUUUGAGGCAUGAAAGCCCAAAAACUAUAGGAGUGCUUUGUGUACAUUACAUUGUAUUCCCUUGUCAUGUACUGAAUAACACUAUACAUAAGUCUAAGGCCUUAUCUUUACAAGCAGGCUGUCCUUGUAAAUAAGAAUUUGUUCUUAACUGACUUGCCUAGUUAAAUAAAGGUUUAAAAAGUCACAUGGGUCAUACAGUAGAACAUUCCAUUUCUGUGCUACUGUAGAUAUUAUCAAGUCAAUGGUCCUGGUUUUCCUUUUGGAUCCAAGACUUUGGUGUUUCAUUUACAUUAAACUGUGUAUACUUACACUAUAUUACUUGAUCUCUAACUUUUGCUCUACUGUCUUUGUAUUUCCGAGGGAUAUUCCUGUUUUCCUUGGACUUUACCUGUUAAUUCUACUGUAAAAAGAUUCAAAGUAACUUUUGCAUGUGUAGCCUAGCUAUAUACUGGGUUUAAACAUGUCAAGAUCUUGUAUGUGUGGUCCAGAACAGGGCCAUGCUUUACAAACAUUGAAGAACACGCAGCAAGAAUUUGUGCUUGUUAUGGAAUAAUAAUUUGGUUACCUUAGAAAUGUUUACUCUAUGAGAGAAUUGUAUACAUUGUAUUAGAUCGAAUGAAAUCAUAAACGUGUAGCAUCUGA